Messenger RNA from Aphis gossypii (cotton aphid), 1256 nucleotides. RefSeq lists its product as uncharacterized. NCBI's taxonomy places the organism in Eukaryota, Metazoa, Arthropoda, Insecta, Hemiptera, Aphididae. The record is from RefSeq and is a predicted model, not a curated record. Bases 81 to 1109 code for a protein of 342 amino acids. The transcript is spliced from 2 exons.
ACAACAUUAUUUAUUACGAUUAAUGUACCAGAGUUCAUUUCAUUUAUAAUCGAUUGUAAUAUUGUUUCGUUCGAGUUUAAAUGAUGUUUUUAUUGAAAAUCUACAAAUGGAUUGUGAAAUCCAUAAGAUCUAUUAGAAGGGAUUCGGACCCCCAGAUGCCGGCAGUCAAGAGUGAGCAAGCGGGCUCCCAGCAGUCGUCAUUCUCCGAAUGGCAGAAGAAUGAGCCUGAUGAUUGGCAGAGAGGUAUCGUAAUGAAAGCUGAGUUGCAGGCUGUCCAAUCUGCAAUCAAGAUGCUGGAAUUGCAGCUGGUUGCGCAAGAUGGAGGGCUCGAAUUGUUAUUCCAACGGGUUGAACAUUUUGAACUGGCGGCCAAGGAAAUGCACAGCCCAACCGUUAGCACUGCCACCUCUGAGCUACUGGAAGUCGUAGGAGCACUGAGAGAUAGUCGGGUGUGCGUAAAUAAGGCGUUUAAUGAACUAACGGAGUUAACCAAGGACUUGGCAACCAUGGCCACAUCAGACCAGACAGCGAGUGAAAGUUUGCAAACGCCAGCAACGCGCACUUCCGCCGUAGAUUCAUGUACCAACACCCCCUGCUGGUGGGAGGAGCCAGCUAACCAACAAAUUGCGGACAUAGUCCCAGGAGCUAGCAGCGAACAGGGAACCAGCAAGGAAAAUCAGCAAGAGAACAGAGGUAACCGAGGGCAGCAACAGGUAGCGUCGAACUCGAAAUCGGCCGAAAAAUCUGUACCGGAACUUGAUUUGGGGAACCAAGAGUCGUGGUACACUUUAGUCCAGAAUGAGGAAGAGAAAAAUUCCGGGAAAGCAGUCGCGGAAAUUGCAAAUCUGGAACGCCACGGAGACACUCACAACAGCAAUCGCGGGUGUCUGCCAAAGACACAGACAGUGUUCCCUGACAAUCUGUCGUGUAUGUCUACAUACACAGACAUGGUCGAAGAUAUAAAACAACUUAUACGCGACGAAGAAUUGGACUUCGACAUUACCGCCGAGUGGUCAAAAUCGGGUGACCAUCUUGUACUUACGACGUCGGAGAAAGACAAUGCGGUCAAACUUUCAAACGCCCUGAGGAAGAAAUACGGGGAAUCUUAAAUCAGGGUUCUUAUACUUUUUCGUCGUGGUUCAGAGGGAAGUAAGCAUUAUUUUAAGUAUAGCAUAUCCCUCGAUUACUAUUAAAAUUUUACUCAUUUUAGUGAGACUAAGUCCCUAGACGUCUUUCUCCAAUGACAACUACUUAUA